AUGGUUUCUAUUCUUCAUUUCAUCUGUGUAUUCAAUCUAGUUUUUCUGACACAUUCCAUUUUAUCGUUACAGUUUUACGACGGCAAAGAUUGCGAAAACCUUGAACUAGUAGAUGGUUCUAACUACCUUUGCAAGACUAACAAAGGUACAUGUGAAGCAUAUAUAGUCUAUAAAACUCAAGUUAAGUAUCAAUCAGUUUCAGCCAUUUCAUCUCUUUUCAAUUUGGAAAACCAAACUCAACUUCUUUCUCUUAACAAUCUUAAUGAAUCAACUUCUGCCAAUCUUCACAUUCCUCGAGAUAUCAUUGUCCCAGUAAAUUGUUCUUGUUCUGGAGGGUUGUCUCAAGAUAAUUUCACUUACACUUCUUCUAGCUCUGACAAUUUUGCUACGGUUGCCUGCAAUGUUUUCAAAGGAUUGCUGAAGCUGCCUGUUCUUAUAAAGCAGAACCCAGGUUUUAAUGUUAUAUCUAAUGGUGUUGAAGUCACGGUACCUGUAAGAUGUGCAUGCCCUGAUGAAAUUGACAAAAAACAUGGUGUCAAGUAUCUUGUUACGUAUCCGAUAGUCCAAUAUGAUAACACAUCAUUCAUAGCUAAGAAAUUUGGUGUUCCUGAAGAGAAAAUCUUAGCUGCUAAUAACCUAGACCUAUUGACAACAAUCUAUCCUAAGACUGCACUGCUCAUUCCCAUCAAUGGAUUCCCGGUUUUGAAUUUGGAAAUUAGUCCUUCGCCAGAUACAGAUCCUUUUCCUGCGUCUGCAAUUCCUUUGCAGAAACUUCUUCAUACAAGUAGACUAAACAAUAGGAACUUGUGGAAUCCUCUUAGCUUUUAUCCGUUGUCUUCUAGAAGAUCAGAAUUGUCGAGUUUCUCACGUGAUUUCCUUGAUGGCAUAUCCAAGCUAAAGCUUUUCUUGUACAAUUUCAGUUUGGAUGACUUAAGAAUUGCCACUGGGGGUUUCUGUGAAGAUGCAGUGAUUGGUCGAUCAGUAUAUCGAGGAAGUAUUGGAGAUACACAUGUAGCAAUUGAACAGAUGGAUUCAGAAGAAGAAACACACAGAGUUAUUGAUAUAUUAACAAAAAUCAACCAUUUAAACAUCGUCAGACUAGAAGGUUUCUCUCAUGAGACUACACCAUGUCUUGUGUUCGAGUAUGCGGAUAAUGGAUGCUUAAGGGAUUGUCUGUCAAACACAAAGAUAGCCAAGGAGCUUACAUGGGAAAAGAGAAUGCAGAUCUUAUCAGAUGUUGCAGUAGGCCUUCACUACAUCCACCACUACACAAACCCACCAUAUCUUCAUAGAAAUGUCACUAGCAAGAACGUGUUACUAACGACGGACUGGAGAGCAAAGAUCUCCGGAUUCAAAUUGGCGAAACCUAUUACUAGGAAUGAAGACAUGAAACAAAAUGACAUCUAUCAUGAAUCUCUAAUGAUGGGUAAACUGGGUUACUUAGCACCGGAGUACCUUCAUUUUGGGUUGGUUUCACAGAAGGUAGAUGUCUUUGCGUUUGGAAUUAUUUUGCUUGAACUAAUUUCAGCUAAAGAAGCUCUCGUGGAUGGUUGUCUAUUGAAGGACUCUGUUGAUUUCUUGUCUAACGAUGUUCUUGAAGACACUUCACUCAGGUUGUGUCGAGAAGCUAAAGGAAUUCAUGGAUCCUACUUUGGAAGUAAACUACCCAAUAGGUGA
Molecule: messenger RNA, 1677 nt
Organism: Papaver somniferum (opium poppy)
Lineage: Eukaryota; Viridiplantae; Streptophyta; Magnoliopsida; Ranunculales; Papaveraceae
Product: lysM domain receptor-like kinase 4
Exons: 2
Coding region: 1-1677 (558 amino acids)
Biological process (GO): protein phosphorylation
Molecular function (GO): protein kinase activity; ATP binding
Source: RefSeq, a predicted model, not a curated record